Alternaria arborescens is the source of this 1608-nucleotide messenger RNA. RefSeq lists its product as hypothetical. Gene Ontology annotation, cellular component: membrane. The coding region runs from base 1 to 1608 and encodes 535 amino acids. Lineage: Eukaryota; Fungi; Ascomycota; Dothideomycetes; Pleosporales; Pleosporaceae. The transcript has 2 exons. The record is from RefSeq and is a predicted model, not a curated record.
AUGUUCCCGAUUCUCCAAGACGACUGCGAUGAGUGCAUGCCGGACUAUGCCUUGCACCGGAGUCCGAUGAAAGUGGCCGUAUCGGCGCUACCUUUCAUUCUUACCUUCUUGGUUGUCGCUUUUGUCGUGUCGCAGAGGCUCUUCCCUAUCUUGUCUGGCAAUGCGGAUCGCAAAGCGCAUCAUGACGGUGCGCGGCUGCCUGGAUCGAUCCAGCGCGAAAGAACCUCGAUUGUGAACCGCCUACGCCCAAAUGCGCGAUCGCUCGCAAGCAUCAUCUUCUCGACCAACUUUGCCCUUUCGGCUGUACUGGCCGAACUUAUCCUCUGCGAAAUUUCCAACACCGUAAACCGCGCCACGCGAACACUAGCCCUCAAGAUCACGCUACCUUCCUUGCUCUUCCUUCUAGUUGUCGCAACACCGGCUUUCGAAAUCCACUCGAUCAUAUCAGGGACGGGCUUGAACAUUAAUGGAGAGCAGAAGAGUCGACGCAGAGCAGCAUGGGCAUUGGAGCUCUGUGGGUUGGCAGUAUGGCUGGCAGGGUUUUGGUAUCUUGGGCGAGGGCUACUGGGCUCAUAUCUUCAUGAAGAAUCAUAUGAGCAUGAUCAUACAUUUAGCGAGGGCUGUCUGGAAAGAAUUGGCAUAAUCGGCAUCAGUCUGAUGGCCUCACUAGCCGGAUUUGCUGCCAUAUCUGCCCUCUGGCACACGUUCGGCGUCAAAUACCGCCCAGUCACCGAGUCGGACAUCGGUCGAAAGCAAGCCGGCAUACAAGCUACAAACGACAUGCUUCUGGCAAAAGAGAGCCGACUUCGUGCCGUCGAACGAAAACUUGCGGACAACCCUCAGCAAGGCUUCAUGGGUCGCGUAGUAGGAUCAAUUCGUGGAAACCCUGACGUCCAGGAGCGAAAUACUCUACAGCUUGAGAUACAAGGCCUCGAGACUAUGCGCCAUACACUUCAGAACUCCCUGACGGUGCUCCAAAACCGUCGACAAAACCAACUGCGCUCACAUACUGCCAACGGAAAGCUGUUCAACAUCGUCUCGUACAUUUUCGCUAUAUAUUGUGCGUACCGCAUCAUUGCGACCACUGUCACUACCCUGCGUCGCUUCUCAUCUCCGAAUGCGAGCUUCGCAAGCAACGAUCCUAUCAACAACGUCCUCGCCCUACUAGCGAAGCAUUGGGAUCCAACCAUUGACCGAGUUGCCUGGAGCCGCACCAUUUCCUUCCUCCUCUCCGGGGUGAUGCUACUAUUGUCAUUCAACAGUGUCCUCCAGACCUUCUAUCUCUUCGCCAGAGUAGUGCCCGGUCUUCUACACCACGCUAGAACAAAUUUCGCCCUCAUCAUCUCACAAAUUACAGCGACCUAUGUGAUCAGUUCGGCGUUACUCCUUAGGAGCAAUUUGCCUCCUGAGAUGAAGAGCAAAAUCGGUGAUGCAUUGGGUGCGCCAUUAGAACCAGGUUUCACAGAGAGAUGGUUUGAGGGCUGGUUCUUGGCUGCCAGUGCAGCUACAGUGUUGGGUCUUUGGCUGGGUAAGCGGCUCAAAGGGGGAGAAUGGGAUGACGACAGUGAUGGUGGUGAUGCCGAUAUAGAGAUGGGCAAGAAUGCCUGA